UUUCCCUCCCCCCUCACCUGCGAUCCGACCAUUAUUUCUCGCAAUUUCGCAUCGCGCUUGUCAACGAAGACAAACCCACAUCGCGCCCGUGCACUCUCUUCUUUGCUGUGCUUCGCUUGGCUUGUUCUCUGUCCUUGGUUCUUUCGCGAAGCAUUAUCCUCAGCACUUGCAAAUCGCAUCUAUCUAGAUGUGGCGAGCCAGCUGAACCUCCUCGUGCAUGAUAAUGCAGAUGGGAUGUCAAUUACCCGUAUUAUCGAUGUUGCUAAUCUGAGCUUCAUGGUGCUUGUCAUUACUCUCAGCGCCUUUAAAAAAUGGAGCAUGUCUCGACGCUAUGUGCAGUUAGCACCGUUGGUAUUGCAGCAACCGGCCUUGCUCUCGGUCGCGUCGAUCGAGACCCCCCCAAGCCCGGUCGAUUUCGGAAAAAACCCUCCCCUCUGCAUAAUCAAUGCGCGCAUACAAUAGACUCGCCCGAAUCUCCGUUAUCUAAUAAUAUACACCCGGGAUCUCUUGCACCCGCAGUGGCGGCGGAAGAUCCCUCCGAGAACCCCAAGGUUGGCCCCGGGAAAACAGAUGGCGUCCCCAAUGAAGACCACCCCGGAUCUAUAAAUCCGCGACGAAAAUCCUCUCUUGCAGGGCUCAUUCUGCGUCGCCGUGGCCAAACUUUGUCGAAUCCACCCCUGCGCAUCUCAGAGGAUCCCUCAUCGGUCUCCCAUAGCCGCCGGCCAUCUUCGUCCUGGAUACGACGCCUAUCAUUUCAACCUGAAAACCGUUCCUCAUGCCAACCCCCUCAUUCUCCGUCAAUAAACGGUCCCGCAAGCCCUGGUCUUUGCCCGUCCAGCCAGCGUCGAGCGCCAAACAAACUUGUCAAGCGGCCUCCAUCGCAGCACUCAGGUGCUAAUCCUCUGCCCUCACAGGCCCCUCCCUCUCCAUCUGCGUUUGGCCUGCGCAGACCAGCGACGAGCUAUCAACGGCGCGAAAGUCGGGGGCAUAAGGCGACUCAUAGUCUGUGUUUCGAGCCCGGCUUGGCACUUGAUUCUACAGGCCAGACUCCAGCUGGGGCUUUCCGACCAUAUUUAAACGCCGACCCUGCCGUGCAGCCUGACAGGCCGAAUCGCCGGUUCUCGACUACCACAAAACCCAAGGACCAGGGCCUACGGCGAUUAAUCCCUCGCCUGGACGGCUUUCCGGUUCUUCUUCUGGCGACUUCUCUUACCAACAAGGAACCUGGACGGGAUAUUACCCCGGAAGAAUCUGCCCCGAUUUCACCGGUCGAGUUUCGCGAUCCAUUCAAACCGAUUCACACUAUCGCCCAAGAGCCAGAGACGCACUCCUCGGCAAAACCUAAAGGUCGUCAACUGUCACUGGCUGGCGAAGCAGAUCCCAAGUCGCCAGCAUCAAGUCCGCGAGUCGCAGACAGCCCGACAUUUGAUGAUGGCCCUCUCGUGCAGCCCAAACGCAGAGCAAUUUCUUCCCCGGUCCUUAACCUAUCCAAAUUGGAAGGAGCCCGCUUUCCUGUUCGACGAUCCCUCGAGAGACGCAAUAUUACCGACCCAAACGUCUUCAAUCGUUCCCACCAUUCUUUCCGGGCGGAGGCCUUCAAGCCACCGACCUUGGGGAUCAUGGGUUCACGAAGAAAGACAGUCUCUCGCUCUCGUGCCGAUACGGGUCAGUCCCAAGACAUCGCACAAUAUCCGCUCCCAUUAGAUACGGUAGCUUUGUCCACUUUGACGGGCUCUGUACGUCAGCGUUCCAAACGACAUUCAAUCGCUGCCUCGGAUCCCGCCUCAACGGUUAUCGGAUCUGACGAUACCCGCAUUUUCACAUCGGGUGAUGAAGACGACACGGACUUCUUGAGUGACACCGCCUUUGACUCCAUUCGCACGCAUAUCACGACCCAAAGUACAGCCGGCAUCUACGCGCCUCGUAUCGAAACUAUCUUUGACCAGAACACAUCGCCCUACUGCAUAGAUGCUGAAUCUAUUAAGCCUAGUCAUCCGGAUCAAACCAGCAGUCGCGAUCCCCGAGUCAUAAAAAGCGGUUCCCAUGACCCUGAUGGCGAUGCUACUUCGGUUCGCUUCUCCGCUCCAGGAGCCCAAGAGGUCAACUGCCUAGGAGAUGGAGAUAGCAAGCUUUCCUUCCCAUCCGAUCUCACCGACGAUGAGGAUGCUCUCAGCCUUGUCGCAGCGUUGCCCGGGGAGGUGGGAGAGCAGAUACCACAGUGUGGUAAUUUUCCGGCUGAGAAAAGUCCAGCGUUCCCUCUACGCAUCGCCGGAUCAAAUGGGCGGGGUUUAACCCAUGAUUCUCUAGAAUCUUAUCCCAAAGUAAACAUAUUUGACUGGUCAGAACAGCCAAGAAACGAUCGCGAAGCGCAAGGGUCCGAUGGACGACCACGGACUGUUCAUGGCAAACACGGGCCUGAAGCCCGGGGAAGCCGCCCGCCCGGGCGAAAGCCACCAAACACACUGCAUUUGCGAAGUCAAAGUGUUCCCGUGUCCAGAGACCCCCCAACGUCUAACGAGUCCCGCCAAACCUCGGGCAAGUUUGGAACUUGGGGCUUGGGGAGCAAAGGAGUAAGUGAGGACUGGGAUAGCGACUUUGAAUUUGAAGAUGCGGAUGAGAACAUCGCCGGCGAGAGUAUCAAGCCUCAUCGGGAUCCCGGUGUCCCGCAGCGUGGUAUGAUGGUGCCCCAGGCGAUAAUGGACCGGCAAGCGAGCCUCCAUGGGCAAUUCGGACAGGUGCAAGAGUUGACCUUGUUGGUUGAGGAACUGAAGCGCCUUCGACACCAGGCUAGCUUUCUCGGUAUCGUUCGUGGCCCGUCAAGCGAGCUAUGGAAGGAAGCCGAGGGUAUAGUCGACCUGGCCACACUUGACGAUGAAGAUACUAGCCAUUCUCCUCCCGGCUCACCGUCUUCUCUUACCUUCAGCUUUGAUGAUUCUGAGGGCGAGUCUUCAACUAAUGACACCUUCAAGCGCGCCAGUGGGGAGUCCUGGCAGCCUUCGUUUUCAGAGCACUCGACCUCUAUUCAUUCCAACGGGGCGGAUGAAAGGGAAAUAUCUACCAAGGCCAACUCCGUGUUAGACUUGAUCUACCGACAACGAGUGUCCCCUGAUCCGGCUUUGAACGAAAGUCAGUUACCCAAGUCUAAAAAACUCCCCUUCGACACACGGUCUCUCCGCGAUCUGGUAAUCCGCGCCGGCGUUGUGACUCGCGCUCUGAAAGAAGUAAUCCGCAAAGCAGAAGGGGUUGCCGUCGACCCCAGCGAGAACAUACACACGCCCAAUCCGCCAUUCAGUCGGAUUUUCAAUAAACCCUCAAGCGAACAUUUGUCGAACUUUAGAACUCGCUGU
This is a messenger RNA of Aspergillus steynii IBT 23096, 3347 nucleotides long. RefSeq lists its product as uncharacterized. The transcript is spliced from 2 exons. Gene Ontology annotation, biological process: regulation of mitotic cytokinesis. The record is from RefSeq and is a predicted model, not a curated record. NCBI's taxonomy places the organism in Eukaryota, Fungi, Ascomycota, Eurotiomycetes, Eurotiales, Aspergillaceae. The annotation marks the transcript as partial. Gene Ontology annotation, molecular function: GTPase activator activity.